CUGCAAUUAUCGGAUGUAUCGUAUAUUUUAUAACAAACAGUAACAAUCUUUCAGACAUUGACAAUAAUUCAAACAGCAACAAUCCUUCAAACAAUAACAAUCUUUCUAACAGUAACAAUCUUUCAAACAGUAACAAUCUAUCAAACAGAAACAAUUAUUCAAACAGUAACAAUCUUUUGAACCGUAACAAUUAUUCGAACAAUAAAAUUUAUUCAAAUAAUAAAAAUCAUUCGAACUGUAACAGUCAUUCAAAGAGGGAAAUUAGCGGCAAUAAUUCUUCUGACACUGAAUAUUUCACAUGGGACAAUAAACCUGUCAAUUUAACUAUUAUUCCAAACGCUGCAUAUAAGAAGGUAUUUUAUGGAGUAAAUUAUACUCCCGUAAAUGCCACUUACCCUUGGUGCACAAAUACUUUGGGCGAUAUUAUAGAAGAUAUGAAAAUAAUUUCCCAAUUAACUAACAGAAUCCGGGUUUAUGGAAUGGAUUGUAAUAUCGCUGAUUAUACUAUGGAAGCAAUCCUUAAAUUAAAUUUGAGUAUGACUAUUGUUCCCGCUAUUUGGGUUGAUAAGAAUGAUACUACUUAUCAAAGACAACAUGAUCUUUUAUUUAAUUUCAUCGAAAAAUAUGGUGAAGAUAAAAUUGAUG
Molecule: messenger RNA, 645 nt
Organism: Racocetra persica
Lineage: Eukaryota; Fungi; Glomeromycota; Glomeromycetes; Diversisporales; Gigasporaceae
Source: the annotation of a GenBank genome assembly